This is a messenger RNA of Ornithodoros turicata, 843 nucleotides long. Its product is annotated as putative nuclease HARBI1. The coding region runs from base 1 to 843 and encodes 280 amino acids. The record is from RefSeq and is a predicted model, not a curated record. The transcript has 3 exons. Lineage: Eukaryota; Metazoa; Arthropoda; Arachnida; Ixodida; Argasidae.
AUGGCUGUUGCCAUUGAUCAGUCUGCAGUCAGCCGGUGCAUAUCAGCUGUCAGCAAGGCCAUAGCUGCAAAGCUACUACAAAGAUACUGCGCCUUUCCCCGGACAGAAGAGGAGCUGGCACACAUCAAGAAGAGGUUUGCCGCAAUGAGUGGAAUUCCAGGCUGUAUCGGGGCCAUUGACUGCACACAUAUUGCAAUCAUUGCACCGUCUGCACCAACAUAUAGGGAAGCGGUGUAUGUCAACCGUAAGGGAUACCGCUCCCUGAAUGUGCAGAUGGUGUGUGAUGCAGACCUUUUCAUAACCAGUGUCAAUGCUAGGUACCCUGGUUCCUCGCAUGACUCUUUCAUCUGGCGCAAAUCUGCACUUCACGAUCUACUCCAUGGGGGACACGUGUCCCUUGGUGAAGGUGGAUGGCUUCUUGGGGACAGUGGUUAUCCUCUGGAACCUUGGAUUUUGACCCCAAUCCUGGGUGAUGAACCAGAACUGGAAGCAGAAUGGGUCGACCUGUACAACAGAGUGCAGGCAACAGCAAGAGGCACAAUUGAAAGAUGUUUUGGUGUCUUAAAAUCAAGAUUUCGGUGCCUUCUCCGCCUCCGAGCUCUGCAUUACAACCCAACGGCAGCAGCGAACAUUAUAUAUGCGUGUGCUGUGCUACACAAUAUCUGCAAACUGUACGGCCUCCCAGAUCCUGACGUAUUAUCAUUAACAACAGAGGAAGACUCCUCAGAACUGUACAGGGCACCUAGCAGGCAUCCCCAAGUGGCCAGAACGGAUCUUAGAGCAAAUGGUGCAAUGAUAAGGCAAUCAAUUCUUCUACGUUUGGUUGAACAGCGUCUCCAAUAA